Molecule: messenger RNA, 1545 nt
Organism: Toxotes jaculatrix (banded archerfish)
Lineage: Eukaryota; Metazoa; Chordata; Actinopteri; Toxotidae
Gene: ttc4
Product: tetratricopeptide repeat domain 4
Exons: 10
Coding region: 174-1361 (395 amino acids)
Molecular function (GO): Hsp90 protein binding
Source: RefSeq, a predicted model, not a curated record
AUCGCUACCUGUGUCGUACCGACUGUGCACAUGUGUAAACAAGGAGCUGGGUACUUCCUUGAGUAAGUAACGUUAUUAUAGAUGAUGGAUUAGUAGCAGUAAGCUAAUUUUAUAGUUUAUUUGAGAUUUGUAGACAAGAAAACGGACCUUUGGUAAAUAGAUUUGGACCGAAAAUGGCGUCUUCUACGGAGCAAAAUGACAGCGACGACGGCAUGGACGAGUUUAUGGACAAAUUCAAGACCCAGAGAUAUAAAAACGCCUUCAGUGAAGACAGCUGGGAAGAGGAGUUUAAUAAAGUACCUAUGUUCAUGAAAACAGCCCCCGAAGAGCUUGACCCAAAGAAAUACCCUGAACUGGCUUGUCUCCAGGCCAUUAUCCACGAUGAAGACAGGCCUCCCGAAGAGCAAGCAAAGAGCCUGAAAGAUGAGGGAAAUGCCUUUUUCAAAGAGAAGAACUAUCAAAAGGCCAUACUGUCCUACACAGCAGGUUUGAAGAAGAAAUGUGACGACCAGGACCUCAACACUGUUCUUCUCACCAACCGGGCUGCUGCACACUUUCACCUGGGUAACAUGCGCUCUGCACUGAACGAUGCUGCAGCUGCAAAGAAGAUCAAACCGGACCAUCUCAAAGCUUUGAUCAGAGGUGCUCAGUGUUGUAUAGAGCUCCGUAACUUUUCAGAGGCCAUCCAGUGGUGUGAUGAGGGGCUUAAAGCCCAUCCCACCGACAAGAAACUACAGGAGCUGAGAGCUGCUGCGGACAAACACAAGAGGGCAGCAGAGAGAGAUGCCAGGAAGGCGAAGGUCAAAGAAAAAAAGUUGCAUGGUGAGAAAGAAGCUCUUCUGGCUGCUGUAAAGGAUCGAGACAUCAAGCUCUUCCAGUCUGCAAAGCCUCGUCAGCGUGGUUCAGACAGUGAGGAUGAGGAUGAAGGCUCCUCUGCAGCAAUCUCGCAGCUGAGUCUGGACGGCCUCAGCUCUCAGGAGGUGACGGGGGCUCAGGUCUUCCUAGACGAGCAGGGAUCUCUGCACUGGCCUGUUUUCUUCUUCUAUCCUGAACACCAGCAGAGUGAUUUCAUCUCGGCUUUCUCUGAGAACAGUUGUUUCAUAGAUCACCUUGCGGUCAUGUUUGGAGAAGAACUCCCACCUUGGGACACGGACAGAAAAUACCGCCCACAAAAUCUGCAGCUGUACUUUGAAGAUGAAGAGGAGACACUCUACCAAGUAAACCCAGAGACGUCACUUUUAAAAGCGUUGCAGCAUAAAAGGUUUUUUGUUAGGGCGGGCAUUCUCAGCUUCUUUGUUCUGGUAAAGGAUUCAUCAUUCAGGAAGCAGUUUUUAACAGGGAAGAAAAUCCAAGAAUUGUAAAAACGUUUGCUAUCAAAUCUUGGGAUUUUUUUAUUAUACAAAACUCUCUUUUCAACCUUAAAAGACUGACAACAAAAAGACACCAUGGCAAAUAUGUGUGUUUCUUGUGCUUGAGCUUGGCUCACUGAAAAACACCAAUUAUCAAUGUAAGGGAAUAUAAAAUAAAUGGGUUUGUCCAUGUGGA